UGAAAAGGGUUUUUUAAAAGGUUUAUUGGUCUCAAUAAACCCUUUUUGAUAGUUUAUUAAUCUACGACUGUUUUUUACAGUGUACAUGUUCCCUUUUUUUUAGUUUUAGAGUAUAAUGAGUGUAAUAAUGGAAAUUAUGGUUGUUCACAAAUUUGUAUUAAUGAACAGGGAGCAGCUCAUUGUGAAUGUGAACAUAAUUACGAGUUACAAGAUGAUAAUAAAUCAUGUGAAGAAAUAACGUGCCAAACUGUCGUUAACACAACGACAAGAUCUUAUGGCACACUCAGAAGUCCUCGUAAUCGUACAACCGGUUUAUACCCAUCGAACAGCAACUGUUAUUGGGAUAUUAUUGCACCAACCAGUUAUAGAAUAUGGCUUAAUUUUACCUAUUUUGACAUGGAAGAUGAUACGCCCGAUUGUAGUUAUGAUCGUGUUGAAAUAUUUUUGCACGAAAAUUAUACUGAUACGAAACCGUCUAGUAUUUAUUGUGGAUAUAAGAAACCGUUCGUCAUUGCAUCGGACAAUAAUCGUUUGAUAAUGAAAUUAAUUAGUGAUUCAUCCAUUGAGAAAACGGGUUUUAUUGCCAUCUAUAUGACUGAUUUGAAUGAAUGUCUACAUGACAAUGGUGGAUGUGAACAAAUUUGUGUGAACACAUUUGGAUCAUACGAAUGUAAAUGUCACGAAGAUUAUACACUAAAUAAGGAUAAACGAACGUGUGACAAAGGUUUGUGUCAGUUUCAUAUAGUGAAUAAUGAAGGAACAAUUUUCAGUAACACAAUUAAUGGUUUGAAUAAAAAUGAUUGUUCAUGGCUAUUUACUACAUUACCUGGACAUCGAAUUCAAUUGACAUUUUCAAAAUUUAUCGUAGAUGAUAAAUACAAUUGUGAACAAAAUUAUGUUCAAAUCUAUGAUGGUCCAAACAAUACUUCACAACUCUUAGGGAAAUAUUGUAAUACAAAUUAUCCAGGACGAGCAAUCGAAUCAAAUGGAAAUCAAAUAAUUUUAUACUUUAAGACUAAUAUGACAACAAAUAAUGAACGUCAGUUUGUUCUACUACAUGAAACAGUUUGUGGUGGUAAUUUGAUAGCAAAAGCGGAAACGCAACAGAUUUAUUCACAUGCAAAUUAUGGAAAAUCAAAAUACAACAGUAAAGAAACAUGUGUUUGGACAUUGAAAGCACGUUUCGGUAAAUGUAUAAAAAUAUGGUUUGAAACAUUUCAACUUGAAAAACAAAGUGGAGCAGAAUGUUACGAUUCUGUUCAAAUAUUUGACGGACCAUCAGAUCAUGACCGUAGUUUUGGCUCUUAUUGUGGUACAACUUUGUCAACAACAUUACCGUUGGAUGAACAAGAUCCAGAUUCAACUCCAUCUUUAUUCAUUUCCACUCGUAAUAGUGCAUUUAUCAGAUUUGAAACAGAUCCGAGCGAACAAGACGAUGGAUUUAUUGCAAAUUAUGCAGAAAUAUCAUGUACAAAAGUAGUCAAUGACGAUUGGCAACAUUACUCCCUUCAAAGGACAAGAAUUAAAUAG
Molecule: messenger RNA, 1530 nt
Organism: Didymodactylos carnosus
Lineage: Eukaryota; Metazoa; Rotifera; Eurotatoria; Philodinida; Philodinidae
Source: the annotation of a GenBank genome assembly